AUGCUCUACUUUUUGAUUCCAAUUCCCAACUCACAAUCCCGAGGAGCCCCUAUUAUUAUAAUUGGAUACUUCUUUGUAGUUGGAGGUUGGCUGUUAGAAAUUGCAGCUUUAUUGUUACCUGAUUGGAUAGUUUUCUCUGAUGGAGGGCCUUCUUAUGGAAUACUUCCAUAUCCUAGUGUCUUCUCGAAUUUUGGAUGGGCAGUUGCAGCAUGUUGGCUGAUGUACAUAGCCAGUGCACUUUGUUUUGUGAUAUUUUUUUUCUACAUUGCAUUUUUACACAUUCUGAAAAAGCAUGGAUUCAGUUUACAACUCCGUAAAUUCUACUACACUCUUUCAAUUCUAUCACUUAUCAAUGGAGCGCUCUUGUUCACCAGUUACAUGUUAUUCGCUAUCGGUAUAGAUAGUUUUGCAAGAAAGUAUCCACAUUCUUCGAUUGGUUUUGCUGUAUAUAUUGACCUAAUUUCUGCUAUGAUUUAUUUCAUUUCGGGUCCUCUGUAUAUUGUUUUUGCUCGAAGAUUUUGUCCGAUGCCGUUGUUUUAA
Molecule: messenger RNA, 540 nt
Organism: Caenorhabditis briggsae
Lineage: Eukaryota; Metazoa; Nematoda; Chromadorea; Rhabditida; Rhabditidae
Exons: 4
Coding region: 1-540 (179 amino acids)
Source: RefSeq, a predicted model, not a curated record